AACAGAGAAGUAGAUUUUUUUUUCUAUUUUUUAUUUCUGAUUCAAAUCUAUUCCCUGGCCAAUGAUCUGUUCCCGAGAACAGAAAAAUGCACUGCUCAAUGUCAAUAUCUCCUAAUUUUGUUCGACUUGGCUCCACUAAUUCCCUUCUAAUUGUUGCCGAUGAUCCAACUGUUUUGCCCUCUGCUCUUGAUCAAAUUGCUUUGCUGGAAAAUCAGCUGCCAACACCAUAGCAUAUUAAGUGAUUAUUUAUCGUUAAGGGACCACAUGAGCCUAAUCAUUUGAGCACUUGAUCCUUGAACUAGUCAAUUCACUACAGAAAAUUCCAUGAAUUGAAGGAGCCUGAUACUAGUCAUUUAUACAUUAUCUGAAACAUACAAAGUGUAAUUAAUUUUUCUAAGGUUAUUUAUGUACGUUUACCUUUCGGUGACAAAGAGGUUCAUGUAGACGUGAGUUCAGAGGGCACAACUACUAACAAAGCUUCCCAGGACAGUCUCGAACUAACUGAAGAGGUUCCUGCAGACGUGAGUUUAGAAGGCAUGGAAACUGUUAAAGCUUCUUCUCAAGACUGUCUUGGAACAACUGAAGGGGCAGACAAAGAAGGGUGUUUAGAAGACACAACAGUUGAUGAAGAUUUCCUAGACCUUUUUGGACUUUUGAAACACUACAGGAGGACAGCGGAUCAAUCAGAAACUAGAGACCGGCCAACGGUGAAGGUCAAUGAAGAAUAUCGAGAAUUGUUUAGUGCCACGGUGAGAGGUCAUUGGAAAAGUGUCAAUGAAAUCUUGCUUAAAGAUAGCAAAGCAAUGGCGGCUGGAGUUAUGACUAUAGAAGGUCAAUCUGUUACUGUGCUCGAUAUUGCUGUUGUUGCCGCACAAGAUCAAUUAGUCGAGAAGCUGGUCAAGUCCAUGCAUCUAAAUAAUGAGAAUGGUAUUUUGGAGAGGGCCCUCUGCAAUGCUGCCCAGGGAGGAAGAAUAAGGAUAGUAGAGGCAUUAGUAGACAAAAUUAGUGAUGAAUCUACAAUUUCCCGUGCCCUAUCAACGGCUGUUUCUUGGGCUCCCACACAAAAGGAGGUCAUAUGGUACCUGGCCGGGCGUACCUCCCCUGCAUCCACCCCUGAUGUGAGCAGCCUUAUUAUGGCUGGCCAUUUGGACAUAGCCUGGUAUUUAACUUGGCGACGCCGCCAGUCACCAACAAACGGGGAAACGGAACUCGAUAGACAACUGGGAAAUUUGGUGUCUAUGAUGUCUUACUUCCACAGUAGAGCCACACUCAGUUUUUGGGAAAAGUCUAUCUCCAAAUGUAUCCCUCAAUUCUUGAUCCACACACCAUUUGCAACCUCCAAAGCCAUGGAUCGAGUACCUGUCAUCAAAAGGAUAGUAGAUACAAAGUUGAGGCAUCAAUGGUCUUCUGCAUUUGGACAUCUAGCUCUUUCCGAGAAGAUGAUUAGCGAGGAAGCUCCCAAAACACUUGAGUUUUUAUUGACUUCAGGCAUUGUUCUUGACGCUGCAUCUCGCGGAAUCUCUGAAUUUGUCGAGUUAUGUCUCAGAUAUUUUCCGGAGUUGAUGUGGGAAAAGAAUUUCACAAAAGAACUAAUAAAGGAAGUUGUGAAGGGACGUCAUGUCGAGUUGUUUAGACUAGUAAAUGCAUACAACAUAACUCCGUAUUUGACCGAUGAUAAGCAGACGAGAUGCGAGCUGAUGGAGGCAGUAGUAGAAUGGUCACCAGGAGGUAUAACGGCGGAUGUUUCUGGAGCAGCUUUUUUGACACAAAGGGAACUUCAAUGGUUUAAGGUAGUGGAAGAUAGGAGUCAUCCUUCUUUAAAAAGUAUGAAAUUUAAGGUACUGAAUGAAGAUUGCAGCGAUCCUUCUUUUAAGAGCCUGAAAUUGGAGGAAACAAAAAAAAGGACAGGGAAAACAUAUUGGGAAGUUUUUGUUGCACAACGCCAAGAUUUGCUCAAAGAAGCCAGACAAUGGAUGAAAGAUAUGUCGUCAUCUUGUAGCCUAGUCGCGACUCUCAUCAUUACGGUCGCUUUCGCUGCAGCUUUUACCGUACCUGGAGGCAAUGACAGCAGUACGGGGAUCCCGAUCUUUUUGCAGAGGGGUUCAUUCAUUGUAUUCGCAAUUGCAGAUGCUCUCGCUCUCUUCUCCUCUGUCACCGCCACUUUGAUGUUCUUGGCUAUCAUAACUUCACGCUAUGCAAUCGACGAUUUCCUCCGCUCGCUACCAAGGAAAAUGAUACUGGGACUCACUUUUCUCUUCCUCUCUUUGGCCUUUAUGCUGGUGGCGUUCGGCUCUGCUCUUACAAUCGUCUUGAGUGAACGACUGAAGUGGAUUUAUAUCCCAAUUACUUUGCUGGCUGCCUUACCUGUCAUACUGUUCGCAAUCCUACAGCUUCCCUUGUAUUUUGAGAUGGUCGAAUCCACCUAUUGGCCUCCUCUCUACAGACCCAAGAAGCUUUGGAAAUGAUACAUGCUAUUAUUGGAUAAGGAGACCCAUGAAGAUUUGGAAAUGAUCUCUGCUAUUAUUGGACAAGGACAAGUGAUUACGUAUCUGUUUGCAUUUGUUAACGUGUGUAAUGCGAAUAUCAUGGUGUUUACUCAUAUUAAAGACUUGAAGUGUAACAUCAGCCAUACUUAUACUAAUGGUUAAUGUCCGCUUCACUUGUACA
Molecule: messenger RNA, 2667 nt
Organism: Rhodamnia argentea
Lineage: Eukaryota; Viridiplantae; Streptophyta; Magnoliopsida; Myrtales; Myrtaceae
Exons: 9
Coding region: 537-2465 (642 amino acids)
Source: RefSeq, a predicted model, not a curated record